This is a messenger RNA of Vespula vulgaris, 6527 nucleotides long. It is a transcript of the gene Atg13, whose product is annotated as autophagy-related protein 13. Gene Ontology annotation, biological process: autophagosome assembly; protein localization to phagophore assembly site; mitophagy. The record is from RefSeq and is a predicted model, not a curated record. Gene Ontology annotation, cellular component: extrinsic component of membrane; phagophore assembly site; Atg1/ULK1 kinase complex. NCBI's taxonomy places the organism in Eukaryota, Metazoa, Arthropoda, Insecta, Hymenoptera, Vespidae. The coding region runs from base 4099 to 5331 and encodes 410 amino acids. The transcript is spliced from 5 exons.
CAGCGGGUAACGAUGGAAGAGGAAACAGGUGCCGAAAAUAACGUCGUCGUAAGUAAAGCGGAAAAGAUGAAAGGAAAUCGCGAGAGAAUUAGGUUGCUGCUUCCGGAAGAGACUCCGUUGGAUACAUCGAUCGGUCGAAGCGAAUUGAAAUUCCUUCGGAAAGGACUCCUUCAAAAGGAACGUUCGUUUCGAUUCCACGGGAUGCGUUUUCUCUCGAGCAUCGAGGAGGUCGGAAAUAGAUCGUCAAUUGCGAGAACGAGAGAGAUUUUUCCGUCCACGCGCGCGUAGUCGCCAUUUGAAAAGUUUCCUUUUCCAUCUGCUCGCGUUCGUUCGGGAUAUGUUUUAAUGUACCGCAAUAAGCGCUGUUAGUUGUAACGUUGAGUCUUUCUUAUCUUACAACUUGUUCGCGAUUAAGGUUAACGAUAUCAUAUUGUAUUUCUUUUCUCUGGCAAAAUACUUGGCGAAUCUCGAAUGCGCGGCAAUAAGUAAAUAUCGUCAUAAAUCAGAGAGAAAUUAAAUUGUCCUCCUCGAAUUUCUUUGCGGUAAGCAAAACUCGCGCAAAGAAAAUGCAAUGCGACGACGGAUAUCUCGGAGUUACGCUUUUCGUUUACAUUUAUUUAGAAAAGUCAGCAUUAAGAUCGUAUACGCGCUAUCGCGUAAUACUCGACACCUAAGGAAUCUUACGUACCGUGUGUUUUGCGAAUAACGCAAACAUUUGUCGCAACGCGUUUUACGGUUAAAGAACCGUAAUAGGUCGAGUAAUCCCGAAUCGUCCACUCGAGUGGAAACGACGCAGAGAUUUGGCUCGGGAACGAAACUCCGAUCGUAUCUGGAAAAGAGCGAGUCCCUGUAAACGAACUUCUCUGUCACGCUUCUGUAUCGCGCGUCAAGAGCAAAUGGUGUGUGGAUAAGCUCUCGUAACGGGUAUCUUCUCGUAAUAGUCGGAUAGCGUACGUAAUAGCGUGUAUGCGUACACGGACGCGCGCAUACGCGCGCAUCGAAAAAUCAAUCCGUUUACGUUUUAAUAUCGGCCUACCGGUCUUAUCGAUAAAAGAGACCGAUACACAAAGAUUAAAUUAAGCUUCGUCUUUCUCUUUGAUCGCCGAGGAGCCAACCUCGAGUGUCGGAUGAUGGUGUAGCAUUCCUCGAAUCGUCGCGUCUAAUUGUAAAGCGAAAACUUUCCACUCGACGACGCCUCGCAAAGACCCGACGCAAAUGCGCGAAAGUCGUGCGAAACUAGAGGAACGGCGAAGCGAAGCGUGCGUUGGCAUCGCGCCUUCGUACGUAUUCUUCUAUUUUAGCGCUCGAACGUGGAAAGAACGGGAAAAGGAAAAGCAUAGAUUCGUCGAAGAAAAGCAAGGACGUUGGCUCGAAAGAUUCCUAGGCGACGCGGCGCCGAAAAGAAAAGACGCCCGACGUCGCCCUUUCGCCCACGCUUCGCUCCAGAUUCGGAGCUGGCCGACACGCUCCGAACGACGGAAAUCGCUCGAAAGGCGAUCGAACACGAGUAUGGCAGACGUCCCGUCGCCGAGUCGCGAUCCAGACGCCUCUUUGCGCCGUGCGACUCGGAGAAAGGACGACCUUCGAGGGUGACCUUUUUAUCGUCGCCGCUUCCUUUCCCCCUUUUCCUCAUUUUCGCUCUCCUUUCGUUUUCGGAGACGGAGAAAAGAGCACCACCCCGAUCGACGACGGACGAAGGAGCGAGAACCCUGUCAUCUGCUAGGAACGUUCCUAUCUCUUGCGAGCGUAUCUCUUGGCGAGCUCCUGCGGAGCGGGGGGGGGAGAGGGAGAGAGACAAAGAGCGAGGGAGAAAGAAGGAGAGAGAGAAAGAUUCCUCGUCCUAAGAGGGGACCAGACGGUGCACGAGGCCCGCCGACGAACCCUCCUCGGUACAGUACGCCUCAAAAAUUUCUCUCCUCGUCCUAGCGAUCCUCUCGGAAACACGAUCUUCCCUCGAGAGGAAAUAUUCGUCCACCCGCCGGUGGAACGAAACCUUCUUUCGCUUUGCGAAGACCUUACACUCCGAUACCUUUCGUCGCGUCGUUCCUCUCCUCUUGUUCGCGGAACGCUCGAGCUUCGAGUCGUCCUUUUCAACGCGUUGUCUCUUUUCUCUCGAAAGCACGAGCUAGCUCGUGCCAUUCCGCGACUUACUUCCGUUUAUCCGAGAUCGCGAAAUUCGAGAUAAAGAACGUGCGAGAUAUCCCCGUGUCCGUCCAACGCGGAAAGAUCCGAGAGAGAGAGAGAGAGAGAGAGACGAGAGAAGUCUGAAAAUUCCAAGGUCGAAAAAAUCAGCGAUCGUUCGAGGCAGAGAGCAGAGGGUCUCCCUCCGUUUCAAUAGUCGCGUUCGCCGAACGUAAUCUGGUUUUUAGGCGCGGUUGAACGAAGCGUCUACGAGACGCCGGCGACCGACUGCUUCGAUGGAAAUUUCCAUUGCAGUUGGCACGUUGCGCGGUGUGACCGUACAGUCCACCAUAAAACUUUUGCCCGACCAUACCGCUCUUUUCUCGAUAAGACUCGUUGCGCGAACCAUCGAAGAAGCUUUAUCGAUGUAUCCGCGCGAAAAGCUGCCUCCUCUUAUCUUUCCUCGAAUCGCGAGAUACCGCGAUUCCAGCGGAUAACAUCAACUCGAUCGUCGAUCGUCGAUCGUCGUUACGUCGAAACCAGUUGUGCCAUUUACGUACAUUUUUUCUCCACGUGCCAUUACCGAGAAAGAGCUACGACGCAUCGCACGUUAUCGGUCGUACAACGACGGCAAUUUGCCGUUAUUGCCGAACGUCUCGCGAUUUCGAUUCGAAGCGACGGAAAUUCUUUGCCCUCUUUCCAGUGGAGGCAAAAAUGAAUAGCGCAGCCUGUGUGGAACAACGGCUCGAUAAUAUUCCGAUAAGAUGCGGGAAAAUCGUGUCGUCGCGAGAAGCAUCGUUCGGACGAUCGUGCGACGAGAAAAACGCGAUACGACAAAUGCGACGCGAUCGAAAGUUUUGCUGCGCCAACGCGAAUGUUUCUCUCUUUUUAUCUCUAUCCUGUCUCUCCGUGCGACGACUGAUCUCGAAAGAAUUAUUCGGACAAAGUACCAAGAUCCAGUUGCGCGAUCGUACGCGGUAUGGAUCGCGAGUAAUCGACGAUUAUCGACGAAACGACGAACGAGCGGAUGUAACUGUUGAAGUUCGCGGCUGUUUCUAUUGCCAGGGAUAUCCCGCCAGAGGGCAGUGCCCGUCCCGCGCCGCAGCCAGUAAACGUGGAGCGAAAUCGUUGGUCGCUCCCGACGCGUCCGGUUAUUCGCCGACGCAACGCGACUGAUCUCUCAUUGGCUCUCGUCGCUCGCCGCGUUCGUUUUCACGGUAACCACGAACGAACGAAUUAAUUCUCUAUGGAAACAGCUUUCCCUUCGGCCGAUACUCGAGGGUGCGCUCUCGAUCGAGUCAAAUUAUACUCGAUGACUCAAUCUCGUCGUCGAGUUAUUUCGAGUGCGAUCGGUUAGCGAACUUUGUUUGGAUUUUCCAGUCCCCUCGGAAAUAUUGAUUUUGUCAAAAUGGGAAAGAACGACCACGCGCGUGAGAUUGACUUUAACGAGAUUUCCAAAUAUAUUUCUGAUUUCGCGAGUUUCGUGUAAAGGUCGCGCGCGUCGAGCUUCGACUUGGUUGCGAAGCGAUGUGAUCGAUCAACGGUCAGAGUACAAAAAGUACAGCGAAGACGAAUCGGACGUAUUCGGACGGAUACGUUUUAUGGCUGAAAGAUCGAUCGAUGUCAAUGAGCGAAUUCGAAGGAAACGUUAACGAUCGUGAUGUUUGUCGUAGAUCAAAUAUCGUUUGGAAACGUGAUUUAUUUUAGUGCGAGGCGUAGCGACGUGGAGCACGUUGCUAAAGUGUGCUUUCGAUAUCGUUGAAGGAUUAUCGUUAACCGAUCACCGCUUCGAUAUUCAAGUUUAUAAAUAACGAAAUAAAGUAUAUGCACUUUCAUUCGUGAUACAGCUAAUACAACGAAUUGUAAGGUCUUUAGUGACAAAAUGUGUCGGUUUCACGUAUCGAUCGUCGCUGAGAGGUUUCUCGCUUCGCUAUUUCUACCUUUCUAGAAAUCACGUAUGGACGGUUUAAUGAUAACAUGUCAACAUUGAAAUUAAGUAUGCAGGAUAAGAAAGACUUGGAUAAAUUUACCAAAUUUCUGGCGUUAAAGGCUGCUCAAAUCAUAGUACAGUCCAGGUCAGGAGAGAAAGUAUGUACGAAGUGCAAACCAAAUUCAUCGGGUACGGAUUGGUUCAACUUGGCGAUUCAAGAUCUGCCAGACGUCUUAGCGGAGGCUAAGAGAGCGCUGUGUGGCGAGAUAGUAAAUUCCACGAUACCACUUUGUAUAGAGAUCUCCUUGAGAACCGUAGAAGGCGAUACGAUGGUUUUAGAAACGUGGAGUUUGGGCGUUUUACCGGAACACAGUGAUCCUACAGUAAGAGUAACGUAUACGGUUUACAACAGGAUGGGUAUUUUACUAAAGUCGUUGCUCUCGGUCUCGAGGAUUACUCCGGCUUACAAAUUAAGUCGUAGGCAAGGACCGGACUCUUACGUUAUCUGCUACAGAAUUUAUAUGGGGGAGCCUCAACUGCAUACUUUAGGAGACAACUACAAGCACGUAAGAGUAGGACAACUCUGCACCCCAGUCGGUACCAUUCAUUUGUCGGUGUCGUACAGGACCAAAAUGACCAUUUCUCCUACCCAUACGGGACGAGAUUCGAUCAUGCUCAAGAGCGAUCACUUUCAUUCGGAUCUAAGUCCACGUCAUGCCCGUUAUCAGCAAAGCGAAGAAAAUUCCAAAUCUUUGAGCGACACCAUAAAAGUAGGAGCGUUCGUCAUCAGUAAGCCCCCGAUGGUUAAUGAGGGAGAUUUGGUAAUACCGGACGUACCGUUCAGCUCUUUGCUGACUCCUCGACAAACGUCGCCGCCUCCAGGUUCUCUCGCCGAUACUAUAAAUACGAAAAACGUGACAGCAGGCGUUGCCACGGACAGUAACAACGGUAACAAUGAAAGACUGUCGAACGAUAACGCAACGUCAAAGUCUAAUUCUCAGAACGAGUCUAGAAGAAGUAGUUGUUCUAUGACCAGCGCCAAUGACGAUUUCAUUAUGGUAGAUUUGAAAACACCUUUCGCAAUUACCAAUACUAAUAGCGAUUUGGGAGCUUUUUAUCGAGAAUGUCAAAGCGCGCCUCAGCUUCAAGCAUUUAUGGAGGAGAGAACAUUGGCGGAACAAGUGGGAGAUCUUACUAAGCAAUUGGAAACGUUUGAAACGAAUAUGCAGCAUUACGAAGACAUUCUAUCGUCGCUUUGUCAAACGGAAAACAAUAAUUAACGGGGAAAUUUUUAAUGUAUUUCGAUGUGUAAGAAUAUCAUUUAUUACACUAUGCACCCAUAUUUAUUGAAAUCGUUCUCAUCGAGUAGUAUAUUGUAUCGUUGUUAGGAAUGAACAUCAAUCUGCCGGUGCUCGUGCAACGAUCGUUAUUCGACGAAAACGGCUAGUAAACGCUUCACAAACGUCGCGCUGCUUCUAUUAUUUCUCUAUCAGAUUAUAUAGAAUUGAUAGAAUUAAUCUUUUACGAUGAAAAUUUUGCCAAAAUUUUAUUUCGAAAAUCAUGAAUCGUAUGGGAUAAAACAUUUAAAGAUAUAUGCCGUUGUUAAAUGUUUUCUUGAUUCUUAUAUACAUUUAAGAAGAAACGUUGGAUAUAACUCCUUGUUGAUCGACGCAAGCGUGGUGCGUGCGUGCGUGCGUGCGUGCUGCGCCUAUAUUUAUAUACAUAUACAUCAUAUAUUAACCCUCUAUACGCCAUGUAAACUCGUACGCUUAUAUAUAUAUAUAUAUAUAUCUAACUAAAUAUUUUAAGUUUUAUUUCAUUUCAUUAUACUUUUUUUUGUUACAAAAUUUAUUGUUAUUUCACGUUCAAAGUUUUUAAUAUUUUUCAAGUACGCCGUCCCUCGAUUUAAACGGAGUAUUUCCUAUUUAUUAAAAUAGUACUUAAUUUUGCGAGAACGAUCUGGAAAUCAAAUUUUGAUUUUCAUCGAUCGAAAGACCAACUUUUCUCUCUACCGUACGAAAUAUCAUACGAUAUGUUAUAUCGCAAGCCAAACGAAAAAAAAACAAUGUGCUCGAUCGAACAAGAAUUUGCAGCUUAUCGAUGUACGAUAAAUUCAGUAAAUAAAAAAGACAUUUUCACGCACAAAAAAGAUACACGUGUUUUCUAAUCGCAUACGAAAAAUACCGCGUAAAUCGAAGGACGAGCGUAUGAAUUUUAUACUCGGUACGAUAUAAUUACGUUAGUAUAAGUAAAUUUUGUAUAAUUUUUUUGUAAACAGGAAAAAAGAUUUGGUUAUGGAGGGUUAGUCGACGUUGUCAUUGUGUGUACGAAAAUGUGAAUACUAUUAUUGUUUAUUAUCGAUAAUUGUUAAUUAGUCUAAUUGGAAAAUUUACAAUUAUUUAUUGUCUGUAUAUAGUGUAAAUUAUUCUUUAGUACGAUUAUAACUUUCAUUGAAUAAACAAAUUGCGUUAUCUUA